GAGGAAGAAGGCCCAUCGCCCGGGCACCGCUGGUUGCCAGGUAGCUACGCGCUUCUCACCCCGCUGGUGUAGGAACCGCGUCCUCAUGGCUGAGGUGAAGGUGAAGCUGCAGCCGCCCGACGCGGAUCCAGUAGAAAUAGAAAACAGGAUUAUAGAAUUAUGUCACCAGUUCCCUCAUGGAAUCACAGACCAAGUAAUUCAAAAUGAAAUGCCUCAUAUAGAAGCUCAGCAGCGGGCAGUGGCAAUCAAUAGACUCUUGUCUAUGGGUCAGUUGGAUCUCUUAAGGAGCAAUACAGGCCUUCUGUAUAGAAUAAAGGAUUCUCAGAAUGCUGGUAAAAUGAAGGGAUCAGAUAACCAAGAAAAACUAGUAUAUCAGAUCAUAGAGGAUGCAGGAAAUAAAGGAAUAUGGAGCAGAGACAUCCGGUAUAAAAGUAAUUUGCCAUUAACAGAAAUUAACAAAAUUUUAAAGAAUUUGGAAAGUAAAAAGCUUAUCAAAGCUGUUAAGUCUGUAGCAGCCUCAAAGAAAAAGGUGUAUAUGCUCUAUAACCUGCAGCCUGACCGGUCUGUGACUGGUGGAGCCUGGUACAGUGACCAGGAUUUUGAAUCUGAAUUUGUAGAGGUGCUUAACCAACAGUGUUUUAAGUUCCUACAAACCAAGGCAGAAACAGCCCGAGAAAGCAAACAGAAUCCAAUGAUACAAAGAAAUAGUUCAUUUGCUUCAUCACACGAAGUAUGGAAAUAUAUCUGUGAAUUGGGGAUCAGUAAGGUAGAGUUGUCCAUGGAGGACAUUGAAACCAUCUUGAAUACACUCAUAUAUGAUGGGAAAGUGGAGAUGACUAUCAUCGCUGCAAAGGAAGGCACAGUUGGCAGUGUAGACGGACACAUGAAACUGUACAGAGCAGUCAAUCCAAUCAUCCCACCUACGGGCUUGGUCCGGGCCCCCUGUGGACUCUGCCCGGUUUUUGACGACUGCCAUGAAGGUGGUGAGAUUUCACCAUCUAACUGUAUUUACAUGACAGAAUGGCUUGAAUUUUAAUAGAGAGCUAGGAACUUUAUGACAUCUUUCAAAUGAAGUUACUUUGGGAGCAAGUAAUUUAACUCAUGAUGGAACAUCAAAUUCCCUUGAAAGCAAACUUCACAAUAAUGGAUACAGACUUACUGCUAUGAAAAUAUAUUUUUUAAAUCUAUGAAGACUAAAUUUAUAUUGGUAGAGUAGCCACCAGAAUAUGAAGCAGGUAAGUGAAAUCCAUUCUUUAAUAAAAUACUUUGAAGUUCUGGAGGACAACAUCUGAAGCUUUCAAGACUUGACUGUCCAAGAAAAAAGAAGCCAACAAAUGCAUAUUUACCAAUGGAUAAUGGCUAGAGCCUAAAAAUGCUUGUUUUGAAGCUAUUUAUUAAGGUCUUCAUUGGAGAUUGUUUAUAUCUGGUUCAGUAUCACCAUUUCUGUUUCCUCAAUGGUUCCACUGAGAAGAAAUUAAAACAGGAAAGGCAGGAAUA
Messenger RNA from Myotis lucifugus (little brown bat), 1497 nucleotides. It is a transcript of the gene POLR3F, whose product is annotated as RNA polymerase III subunit F. Gene Ontology annotation, biological process: transcription by RNA polymerase III. Gene Ontology annotation, cellular component: RNA polymerase III complex. The record is from RefSeq and is a predicted model, not a curated record. The transcript is spliced from 9 exons. Bases 86 to 1036 code for a protein of 316 amino acids. Lineage: Eukaryota; Metazoa; Chordata; Mammalia; Chiroptera; Vespertilionidae.